Centropristis striata (black sea bass) is the source of this 4603-nucleotide messenger RNA. It is a transcript of the gene fan1, whose product is annotated as FANCD2 and FANCI associated nuclease 1. NCBI's taxonomy places the organism in Eukaryota, Metazoa, Chordata, Actinopteri, Perciformes, Serranidae. Gene Ontology annotation, cellular component: nucleus. Bases 431 to 3409 code for a protein of 992 amino acids. Gene Ontology annotation, biological process: interstrand cross-link repair. The transcript is spliced from 13 exons. The record is from RefSeq and is a predicted model, not a curated record. Gene Ontology annotation, molecular function: 5'-flap endonuclease activity; flap-structured DNA binding; 5'-3' exonuclease activity.
AUAUAUUUUGCAUUAUAUUACAAUUUUAUUUUUUAAUUUUUUUUCUGCGUUUAGGUAGCUGGGAAAAUAUCGAUGUAGUCGGGAUCGAUUAUUUCUCACUGAAAGGCUAUCUGCGCUCCGCUGGUUACGCCUGCCUGAGAAGCGGGACUGUUUUUUAUCGUGCAGCUAUUCGCUUCAACCGGUAUGUUUUGAAUUGACAGUCUUUAUAUUAAUGUUUUUGUCGCUUUUAUAAUCCAUGUGUGGAGCAACAAAGGCUAGACAUGUGUUUUAAUGUAUAAUAAAGUUUUUCUGAGCCAAUUUAGCAUUCGAGUAAGCUAAAUAGACCCAUAGCAUUAUCCAUCGACCUGUCCACUCCUUCGAGCAUACAACAAAGAGAAGCUCUUAAAUAGCAUAAACGUUUUUAUCUGCCAGCGCCACUUUCGGCUCCAUCAUGACCGAGAAAGACAACAAAGACAAACUCAAGCGAAGUUUGUCCAGGAGUAAGAAGAAAAGCAGUGUCAAAGCUGGGAUUUGUGCCACCACAACUCCCAUCACCUCGUUCUUCAGCAGCCAGCCUCCACCCAGGCUGGCCUGUCCCCUGUGUGGCCAACUGGUACCAAGAUUCAGGAUCAAUGAGCACAUUGAUCUGCAAUGUCAGAACUUUGAGAGAGGAGACAGCAGUGCCGCCUCAGCAAGUAAUAGUGUUGUGCCAAGCAGCCAGCUGUCACCCAGGAGGAAUCCCCCAAAGUCCCCAGAGCUGGACCCAAAGAGGGAAGAAGAGACCAAGACCAGCCCUUAUUUUAAAAAGAAUAACUCUCAGCAGGAGCAAAGGGAGUUGAAAAGGAAAAGUGUGGUCAGGACGAUUGACCUUGGGAGUCUCUCCUCCAAGUUAUCUAGUAAAUGUCAUAAAGUACGUGAGAGGACACAGACAGAGGACAAACAUGCUCCUGAAAAGGAGACUUAUUCUCCUGAGACACUCAGCAGCUCACAGAAAGAAAACCUUCAGAGUUUAGAGGACGAAAAUGAUUGUAUGACAGUCAAUGACCUUACAGACGCUAGUGCUCCAACAGCAGCGGAAGAUCUGGUAGGUUCAGAGAAAGGACAUGAUGUUGAACACAAAGCAUCAAAAUCAGAGAGUUCCCCAAAACAGGUUGCUCCAAAGCUGCGCUCUUCUUCCUUCAAACUAUCAAAGAGAAAGAAGGAAACAACUCCCUCCGACAGGGUGUUUGAUUUCAGAAAGAAAGCAAAAUAUGAGGGGAGCAGCAGGGAUCCACAGGGGGUGUUAUCUAGUGAAAGUAUAGCAGAUAUGGACCAGCUUAAAACGGAGGUACAUUCUACAACUACUUGUGAAGCCCCUCUGAGUUCAGAGGAAACACAUGAGAAAAGUGCUGCAGCGAUCAAUAGUGACUCACUGGCGGAGUCUGCUGCUGAGAACAUUACUAGUGAACAAGCUGUCGAGAGCUCUCACCCCCUACGACUUCCCUACUACCUCCGUAACUUCAGGACCGUGCUACAGGCUGUGCUGGAGAAUGAGGACGACAGGUCACUGUUCAACCAGGAGGAUAUGUCACCUGUACAUGCAUUUGAGAAACUCUCAGUCAUGGGGCAGAAGCUGUAUGUGAGACUCUUUCAGAGGAAACUGAAGUGGCUGCAAGUAAAUAAACUGGAUUAUGAGGAGAUAUGCAGCGACCUGGGACCUGUUGCUCAGGAGCUGGUUCAAGCCGGUUUUCUACAGGCAGAGAGUGACCUCCAGGACUUGGGCGAGGCUCUGGAUCUCCUGCCUGCUCCUGAACUUAAAGCUCUGGCAAAGACUUUUCAUCUCGGCAAUUCUGGGACUCAGAAACAGCAGCUAGUGGACGGACUUCUCCGUCUGAGCCGGCAAAAGUCCCUCUUCUCUCUGACCCCUGCCCAGAACAACAUUGGAGCAGUCAUCCUCAAAAGGGCAAAGCAGCUUGCAAGUUCCUGUGUUCGCCUGUGUCGCGGUCCUCGGGCCGUCUUUUCUCGUAUCCUUCUCCUCUUCUCUCUGACGGACACCAUGGACGAGGAGGAGAUGGCUGCUGGUGGGCAGAACCAACUCUACACCAUCCUGCUGGUUAACUCAGGACGCCUGGCCUUCCCAGACUACACAGUGCAGCGCACAGCCAUGGUGUUCCAGGACAGAGAGGAUCUGAUCAGAUAUGAAGCAUCCAUGCGAGCCCUGCAAGAAGUAGCCUCAGCUAUGCAGGGUGGUCAGUGGGAAGAAGCCAUGGAGCUCUACACUGCUGCUAAAAGUGCCUGGCAGGAGCUGAGGAAAAACCAGCAGCUCAGUCAUCAGGAGGAGCUGCCUGUGUUCCUGCGCAGCUUCACCACAGGAUGGGCUUACACUCGGAUCUUAUCCAGAGGGGUGGAGAUCUUGCAGAGGCUACGUCACUAUGAGGAGGCAGUGGAGGAGCUGCGGUCCUUACUGUUGCAGUCUGUUUACUGUCCUGACAGCCGAGGAAGAUGGUGGGACAGACUGGCACUAAACCUUCAUCAGCACUUAAAAAAGCCAGAGCAAGCUAUUUGUGCUAUCAGAGAUGGGCUGUCAGACCCUCUGGUGCGAACUGGACAUAAGCUCUCUCUUCAUCAGAGAGCGGUUAGGAUGAAAGAGUCUGCCAGCUUGAAGAAGUAUCGCCUGCAACUAAAAGACCUGCCCACUAUCCACGUCCAAGAUGUCACACAUGUGACCAUCCGGGGACAGCUUUUCCCUCACGAGGGGGGCAUGGGGAAGUCCAGGUUUCUUUUACCUACAGAUAGAGAGUUGGGAGAUAGUGCUGAUACCACUGUGAUAUGCUCUGUGGAAGACCUAUGUUUAGCUCAUUACCGCCAACAAGGCUUUGACCAGGGGAUCCAUGGAGAGGGCUCAACAUUCUCAACACUGUUUGCUCUUCUGCUCUGGGACAUCAUUUUCAUGGAGGGUAUUCCAGAUGUUUUCAGAAAUCCCUACCAGACAUGUCCACUGGAUCUUUACACUGACUGUUUCUAUGAGAACAGAAAAGAUGCGAUUGAUUCUCGUGUGCAGCUGCUCAGUGAGUCAUCAGUGGAGACUCUGCGUGACAUGUUGGAAGAUGUCUGGACCUCCCAAGAGGGUAAAGUGUGUUCACUGGUCAGCUGGGAGCGUUUCUCAUCUCUUCAACAGGCACAGUCUCUUGUGUCAUGCCUGGGUGGAGCCUUCUUAGGAGGGGUAAUAGCACGAAUGUCCAAAGACUAUAGACACUGCCGUGCAGGUUUGCCUGAUCUAGUGGUGUGGAACACCUCAAACAACAGCUACAAGCUGGUGGAGGUGAAGGGACCCAAUGACCGGCUGUCCCAGAAGCAACAGAUCUGGCUGGAUGAGCUGCAGCAGCUGGGGGCUGAUGUGGAGGUGUGUCACGUGACGGCUACAGGAGCCCGAGGAGCUCGUCUGGAGUAAACAGACACAAUAACUGACUGAUUAUACUUUGCUGCUAACUAAUCAGAGUGUGGAAAUCAGCAGAUAUGAAAAAAUAUCUGGGAAUAUCUGGUCAUCUAGAGAUGUUGAUGUUUACCUCAAAACCUGUCUAAUGGAGGGGGCAUUUGGCAGUUACAUCAAAGUAACCAGUUCCUUCAACAGGCUGAGGUGGUGAGCAUCACUGAGAACUGCCAGGAUCAGAAAUAGCUUGCCUGCAGAUAAUCAGAGCUGAUGCAUGACUGGAAAUGCAUCCAACUACCACACCAAACUGAUGGUGUUUCCUUUUCUUUGGCAACACUAUAUCCUCAGGAUCCUAGGGUUGCCAAGCAACGAAAACUCACAUUUAGUUGGCUGCUUAUGAAUUGUAUGACAGCUCUACGAGUUUGUAAUUACUGUGUGAAUAGGCCUAUAAAUAUGCCACCACCAGAGAAGCUAAAUAGUUUGGCUGUACUUAAUGAUUGUUUUCACUAUUGAUUCAUUUUUAAUGAUUUGGUAUAUAAAAUGUCAUGAAUGGUCAAAACCACAAUUUCCUAGAGUCCAAGUGAAGUUGUCAUCAUCACAUUAUUAUUAUUUUUUUAUGUUUAAAACAACAGCCCAAACCUAAAUUAUUCAGUUCAAUUUCUACAACAGCUAGGGGGAUGAAUUAAUAAUAUUUUAUUGAUAGAGAUGCCAUUAUCUAUUCUGCGUAUUGAUUCCUGGUCAGUUUUUCUGUGUGGGGGGGAAAAAAUCUAUGUCUACACAGGUUUUCAGCAUCAUAGUAACUGUUUUAUUAUCUCUGAGUCUAAACACACUGGAGAUGAAAUGAGAGAAUAUUUGUAUUUCAUUUGAUUUCAUUUGGGUUUUCUCUGUCAAGUAAGAAAAUAUGGAAUUUAGUACAAAGAUGCAUAUAAAGACGUUUCAGCAUAUUGCCUUAUUUGAAAUUAUGAUUUUACAGAAAUAACAAGCAGCACUGUUGUCAUCUUUCUUUGUUGAAAAACAUGUCGGCAUUAAUGAAAUAAAUUAUUACGCUUGAAGGCAAACACUUUUUAAAAAAAGACUCAAAUGAUGAAUUGAUUAUCAAACCGUUUAGUAAAUGAAACAAUAUGAAAUUGUAUUAAAGAGAUCUGUCACUGAACUGUCUUGCUAUGUAAAAUGACUGAGGUGGACACUGGAAAAAGAAUAAAAAAGAACUAUUUU